AUGUCCAUGUAUGGGCUCCUGAAGAGAACGACUAUCGAAGACUAUGCAAUAGCGACAGGCAUGGUACAUCGUGCCGAUUACCAUCUACUAAGCCUUCCAUACUUGACAAAUCUUUCUCCGGUGCAAGAUGUUGUUCGAGUGGUGCUCUUGAUCGCAGACAUGUCGACUCUCCUGGGACGUUUCCGGGGAACAGCCUCAGCGACUUCCUUGGCAUUGCAGCUAAAAAGGACUCUGGAAGCGAUGAAUCUGUCCAAUAUGAAGUAUUUCGAGCACGGAGCCGUUUGCUUGGUCCUUUGGGCGUGCUUUUACGGCGUCGAUGUGUCAAGGUCCGCAGGAGAUCGGCUGUGGUUCAUGUCACAUUUGAAGCGCUGUCUGAAGGUUCUUCGACUCAGCGAACAUGCUGAUAUCUUUAAGCUUCUUGUAAGCUUCAUGUACACAGAAAGGCAGUACUCCAGUGUCUCUGAAAUUGUCCGGAAGGACCUAACCAGACCUAACCAACAUGAAACAGACCGCGCGGUCUAG
Cladophialophora bantiana CBS 173.52 is the source of this 522-nucleotide messenger RNA. RefSeq lists its product as uncharacterized. Lineage: Eukaryota; Fungi; Ascomycota; Eurotiomycetes; Chaetothyriales; Herpotrichiellaceae. The transcript has a single exon. The record is from RefSeq and is a predicted model, not a curated record. Bases 1 to 522 code for a protein of 173 amino acids.